This is a messenger RNA of Pseudopodoces humilis (Tibetan ground-tit), 964 nucleotides long. It is a transcript of the gene COMMD4, whose product is annotated as COMM domain containing 4. The record is from RefSeq and is a predicted model, not a curated record. NCBI's taxonomy places the organism in Eukaryota, Metazoa, Chordata, Aves, Passeriformes, Paridae.
CGCUGGAAGGGCCCGCGGUCGCCCUGGUCCCGCUCCCGAGACCCCCGUCCCUUCUCCGGGCCCCGCUCCCGGCUAAAGCGCCGCCGCAGAGCCCUUACCGGAGCUCCCCGGCGGCACCCGGGGCAGGGGAGUAGCCGGCAGCCCGCCCAGGAGUGGUUCCGGGUCGCAAAGGCGGACUCUGCGAUAGCAGCACGGAGCAGGGAGCGGCGGCGACAUGCGCUUCCGCUUCUGCGGGGACUUGGACUGCCCCGACUGGGUGCUGGCCGAGAUCAGCACCCUGGCCAAAAUAUCCUCGGUGAAGCUGAAGCUGAUCUGCGCCCAAGUGCUGCGGGACCUGCUGGGGGAGGCCAUCGAGUAUGACAAGAUCCUGAAGCUGACCUCGGAUGCAAAGUUAGAGUCGGGGGAUGUGAAGGCGACCAUCGCUGUCCUCGGCUUCAUCCUCUCCAGUGCAGCCAAGCACAAUGUAGACAGUGAGUCUCUGUCAAGUGAGCUGCAGCAGCUGGGACUGCCCAAAGAACACGCCAGCGGCUUGUGCCGUUCCUACGAGGAGAAGCAGAGCCCCCUCCAGGACAGGCUCAGGGCGUGCAGCCUGCGAUUGAGCCAGCUGGGCUCAGUGCGCUGGCGGGUGGAUUACACCCUCAGCUCCAGCGAGCUGCAGGAGGUCAAUGAGCCCGUGGUGCACCUGACCUUCAACGUGCGGGACACGGAGUGCGACAAGACCACGGCUGUCCCUGUGACGCUUUCGGCCAACAAAUUCUGGGUGCUGCUGGCAGAGCUGAAGCAGGCGCAGACCCUGAUGAACACCCUUUUCUGAGGAGCCAGGAAAGUGCCGCGGCGGGAGGCUGCGACACUGAGCUGGGGAUCCAGAUUGGUGCUCCUGGCUGGGGUGGAGGACGUUUCCCUUUCCUCCGGGUUUCCGGAGGUCCUCGGGGCAGCUCCAAUAAAGUCCCGGUGACAAAGCUGA